Molecule: messenger RNA, 1023 nt
Organism: Miniopterus natalensis
Lineage: Eukaryota; Metazoa; Chordata; Mammalia; Chiroptera; Miniopteridae
Gene: SPATA32
Product: spermatogenesis associated 32
Biological process (GO): spermatogenesis
Cellular component (GO): perinuclear region of cytoplasm
Molecular function (GO): actin binding
Source: RefSeq, a predicted model, not a curated record
AUGGACGGGGACCUAGACACAGAACUGAACCAGGAGACCAUCGCUGUGCCGCCGCUGGAGUGCUGCUCCAUCCUCAAGUCUGACACCAAACUGGACUCCAACUUGAAGGCCUGCAAUGAAGACCUGGAGGAACAGAAGUGCAAGGAACAGUCCAUCCAGCCCCCCACAAAGGGGCAGCAGGACACCCACCAGCCGAGUUCGAGGCUGAACUCCAUCCACCCGAGUUUCACCAACGAGGAACAAGUGUCCCCCACCCAUCGCUCCAUCCUUGUGCAGACUUCCAAGCACCUCUUCUGGGCAGACAAGCGCGUCCAGGCCUCAGAACACAGCCUGCUGCAAUGGAACACCAGCAGGCAGCCUGGCAAGCAUGGCACAGGUAAGACCACCAACCACCUGAGACUGGAGUCAGUCCCCAAGGACACCCCGUGCUCCGAGAAGCAGCUCCAGUGCCCCAGCACCCAGCCAGAGCUUUCAGACACAGGCUCCCCGCAGCCGCCAAGCACCCACUCGCCCUCCAAUCUCCCACCAGCUAUCGGCCUAGAAGAUCUGAUCAACCUCGCAUCUUCCUUGGCCAUAGCCUCCUCCAGCAACAGGGACUUGCCCAAUUUGGGGAACAUAAUAAAACCUCCACCCCAGAAGGCCGAGGAGCCUUCCACGGUGCCGGUGGUGGAGAGUGCCUCCCCGCCGCCUGCCAAGGAGGAAGCAGAGCAGGAAAAGCUCUGUGAGUUGCUAGGGAAGCCACCAGAAAAACCACUGGAAGCCGGGGAGCCGCAGAAAGCUUGCAAGCAGGAAGACAAGAACUUCCUUCACCCUUACUUUGACUUUAGCAAGCCGGGGCUCCAGAAGACUGCCCUUGAAGGGAAAGUAAAGUUUUUCUCCACCUCGGCCAGGCCCUCUCCACCGAAAGGAGACAAAAUCAACUCAGUGCCGGGAACCAAGAAACAGAAUCCGUUAUUGCUGAAAAUCCAUUUUAAGCUGUUGCCCCAGCCUGCCCCCAGAAAAAUGACUAAACAAAGCCAAUAA